UCUCAUCGCCUGUUCGCUCAUUGAUUCGUUAACUUCUUGUUGCUCAUUGCUAACGGCCGUUGCUACAUCGUUAAUCCGUCUGGUUUGGUUUGUUGGCGUCGAGGUUCGCUCGCUGCACUCAGUUCAAAUUGAAUUUUCAUGGUGAGCGCUCGUUGGUUAUUUCCUACGUUCGGUUUGUUGCACAUUUCGGCCUGUGCUACCGUCGGUGGUUCACUUGUUUUAGUUCAGUUGAUUUGAGAUUUUCCAAAGCUGUGCCGAAAGAGAGGAGUAGGAUGUGCGCGGUUCGGGCUCCAUUGGCAAGCGGUGGUAAUUGAGUUGGCCGAGGUCUAAACCGGAAUUCACUUCAUCGGUUGCGCUGUCUGCCGAACGCGUUGCGUGCGAUUGCAAUUAUUUUUAUUAACACCGCCACAAAAUUGAAUCUUAAUUGAUUGGCAUAAUAAGCUAACAAUAACAAAAACACUAACAAUAUGAAAUAUUUAUAAUGAAAUUGUCUACAUAUACGCAAGGAGCGGCAACGACAAUACGACUGUGAAUACACACAUGCAUACAUAUACAUAUAAAUCGAUGUUUGUGAGUUUUGUGCAUUUAAUGUUUAAAUUGGAGUGGCUAAAAAUAGUUUGUGAGAAUUUUGUGCGAAUUCUAUGUGGACUUUUCCAACAUAUUUCGCGCCAGCAGCUGCAGCAAUUUUUGUACCGUGCUGCAAUAUAUACAAACGCUCAUCAUCAGUGCGCUAGUUCAGAAUGGUUUUAGAGCAACAAUUGCAGCAACAACACCAACAACAAAACUUGCAGGUACAGCGUUUAUCAACGCAAGCACGUUUAAGUCCGACGGCUGAUACCGUCAGCGGCUCCGAUAGCGUUGGGGUCAGUAGUGGUAUUGUUUCCUCGUGUCCCGGAACAAUUGUCCGUUCGACAGGUGCCUCAGCUACAAUGCCGCCGGAAGGUUUGCAUCCAACAGCUGCAUUGCAGUUGUACGCUGCUGCAGCCCAACUAGCACCGGGUGGAGUGCGCGUUCCGCCUUGGGGACCGUUUCUACAAUUCGGUGUGCCGGGCGUUUUUGCCGGCGGUCCAUUUUUGGGUCGUCCACGUUUCGAGGCUAAUUCGCAAAAUGCUGCUGCUGCCGCCGCAGCCUCGCAAAUGGCAGUCAAUGCAAGUAAUGCCUUCGCUAAUUUAACUGGCCUAAGUGUGGCGAUGCGAAAUGUGUCAGCCGUGCAAACGACUGCGGCCGCGGCUGUGGCUACAGUGGCCAUUCAACAUCGAUUAAUGAUUGGAAAUCGACAAAAUUUAGCGGCGGGCCCACCAAGUGAAGGAUCGAAUGAGGAUGGAGGUUUUCCAGGCGAUGGCGAUGAAGAUAGUAACGCUGCAAAGCGUAGACGAUCUCGCACUAACUUCAAUUCCUGGCAACUGGAGGAGCUGGAACGAGCGUUUUCUGCAAGUCAUUACCCCGAUAUAUUCAUGCGAGAAGCCCUUGCUAUGAGACUAGACUUGAAGGAGAGUAGAGUUGCGGUAUGGUUCCAGAAUCGAAGAGCAAAAGUGCGAAAACGAGAACACACUAAAAAAGGACCUGGACGACCUGCACAUAAUGCUCAACCUCAAACCUGCUCUGGGGAACCGAUCCCGCCAAGUGAAUUGAAAGCCAAAGAGAGGGCACGACGAAGAAAAAAAUUAGCGAAAGCCAUUGACCGUCAAGCGAGGAAGUUGCAGGCCAAAGGCAUCACUGUCGACCUGGAGGCACUUAAGGCCGAAUACAUAUCACAACACAAAGCCAACGGCACCUUUUCUGACUCAGAUCUUGAGGAUGAUGGCAUACAAAUCGACGUAGUGGGGGGUACGGAUAGUGACGAUGAUGCCGACGAUUCGUCAUUUCGCAGCCCUAGAGCGAGCAGCUUGGUCCCAGGCAGCUUUUCACCAACAAGUAGUCCCAAUGGAAUUGAAAGUCCAAUAUCCAAUGGGGAACGCAACACUGAAGAUGAUAGUAAUGCCACAGAUAGCUGUGGAAAACCAUACAUUUUUCCAACAGCAAGUACCGCUAUAUCUAAUCUGCGCUUAAAUUUAUCGAAUUCCAAUACACCCGCCCAUGAAUAUCAAUCCCAACACCAGCAAAAUCAACAUAAUCAAAUUCAACAUAAUCACAAUAAUCACCAACAACAAACAUCACCGAUUAGCAUCCGAAGAAAUAAUCCAUUUAGCAUAGAGUCACUCCUGUUCAACAACACGUGAGAUUUGUUGAGAUGGUUAAAUGGUUGAAUGCAAAGGCAAACAAGUUAUACGCUUUCCCGCAAGCCAUUGCUUGUGCCCACUUUACCCAUCAACAACAGUUACCCGCUAACACAAACACACGUUUUGGCUGCACAUCAGCCAGACCACUGUACAUAAACAAUUAAAUAAAAAAGUAUUUAAACGCUAAGUAUGUAUGUAUCAUAUUUAGUAUAAAAUGUAGCGAAUAGACAAAAGAAUGUACAAUGAAUGAACUAAGCUAACUAUUAAAAGGAAUUGUUUGGGAGUUACUAUGUAUGUACAUCUGUAUGUAUGAAGCGACAUGCAUUGGGGCACUCACACAUAAACAUUAAACAAUAAACAAAUUACAAACAUAUGUAAUAAAUUUUAUGAAAAUGGAUCCAGAACCAAUUGCGCAAUAUUAGAAUAAUUGAUGUACCAUAAUGAGUAGUAAUUUAUUUUUAAAAAUUUAUGCAGAAUGCAGAAUGCACAAUUUUCAACUUUCGAACAUUUUAUGCUCUUUGAAUUGUGUUUUCAAUUCAGGCAAUGCAGCGGUUCCAAAUUUCA
Anastrepha obliqua is the source of this 2783-nucleotide messenger RNA. RefSeq names its product homeobox protein unc-4 (gene unc-4). The transcript is spliced from 4 exons. The coding region runs from base 741 to 2219 and encodes 492 amino acids. NCBI's taxonomy places the organism in Eukaryota, Metazoa, Arthropoda, Insecta, Diptera, Tephritidae. Gene Ontology annotation, molecular function: sequence-specific double-stranded DNA binding; DNA-binding transcription factor activity, RNA polymerase II-specific. Gene Ontology annotation, biological process: regulation of DNA-templated transcription. The record is from RefSeq and is a predicted model, not a curated record.